CACAUGACCAAGUGGGCUCGCGGCCAAGCCACAAGCUACAAAAUGCAGCCCCUGGAGUGAGCGGGGAGCAUUCUCGCUGGCAGCCGGGGUCAGGGGCAGUUGCAGCCGCGGCUGAGCAGCCAGCUGCUAGGAAAGAGCUCGCCGCUGCCGCUCCCGGAGCCGCCGAGGCCAGCUUCGCGGCGCUGCCCAGCGGCGGGAGAGGAGGCUGCAGAAGAGCGGAGGCGGCCAGCGGGAGCGGCGGGGCUCAGCGCGCACACUCAGCGGCCCGGGAGCCUCCCGAGCUCCGCGCCCGCACGCGCCAGCCGCGGCUUGCGCCUUUCUUGGCCUCCUGGCGCCCGACCUCUCCUCCCCCGCGCCGGCUCGCCGGGGCCGCGGCGGCCCGAGGAGCAGCAUGAAUCUGCGGCUCUGCGUGCAGGCGCUCCUGCUGCUCUGGCUCUCCUUGACCGCGGUGUGUGGAGGGCCCCUGAUGCAGCUUCCCUAUGGGAAUGGGCUGGAAGAGGGCAAUGUCCGCCACCUGGUGCAGCCCAGAGGGUCGAGGAACGGGCCAGGGCCCUGGCAGGGAGGUCGAAGGAAAUUCCGCCGCCAGCGGCCCCGCCUCUCCCAUAAGGGACCCAUGCCUUUCUGAAGCAGGACUGAAGGGGCCCCCGAGUGCCCACCCCCUGUGGUUCUGUCUCCUCCAUAGAUUGGUCUGCUUCUCUGGAGGCCUCACGUCCAUUCAGCUCUCACCUCACACCUGCUGUAGCCACCGAUGGGCCCGGCUCUUCUCACCUGCCUGCUUCCCCCAGUGGCGUGUUCCUGGCUGUAGUUUGGAUGAUUCCCGUUCUCUCACAAGGAUCCGUCCAGUCCAUCUUCCUGGCCCCUCCCCGGACUGACUUUGGAGACCCAGCCCCGGAAAGCCUCCCUUCUUCUCCAGGUCCCCACUGCUCUAGUCCCUGCCUGUCUCAUCUAACGCCCCAACCCUUCACUUGGGCCUUCCUUCCUCAUGUCUGCCCUGGGCCCGGGGUGGAAAUGCUCCCUUCUGCGGGCUCCAGCAGAUCCCUUGAUUUCCUGUCAGUUGGACCCCUCACCUGGCCUCCAGGGAGGAAUGCAGAGAAAAGCAAGGGGAGACUCUAGUUAAGAGGUGCUGGCUGCGGGGAUCCAGACAGGGAACACUGGGGGCACAGAAGUGUGGCGGGGGAAGCUCUGGUGAAGUGGGUGGAGCAUCAGUGUUUACUCAGUUAAGGAAGAGGUAAAGGAGAGGGGCCUGUGAAGUCCUUUGUCACUUCUCUUGCCUUACUGUGCCUCCCAAUACUCCCUUCUUCCUGCCCCCACACCCCAUCCCCAGCUAGCCCAAGCUCCAAGUCAGGAGGGGAGGGUGCUGGGUCUGACAUGGCUCUAUACCCUCCCAGGAGUAGAAGCCAAGCAAGAGGUUGUUUUUGCCAAGAAUCACAGAAUAUUAGAACUGAAAGGACCCUUGGAGAUCCACUUAGCCUUCUUAGGCAAACGCCUGCAAAAACAGAAGCCUGGAGAGGGGAGUGACCUGCUCGGAGUCACUGCAGAGCCGGAAUGGGGACCAGGUCUCCCAUCUCCUACUUUAUGAUGUUCUCUUCCCUCUUGAUGAUGUCUUUUCAAAGCAAAUGAAGUGCCUUUUCCUGAGGCUGGGGCUGGGGGUGGCUGGGAGGGGAAGGGAAGGGAGAGGCAAGCUGGCUGUGAACUAUCCUGUUGUAGGGCCGGAGCUGCUCCCACCUCCCUGACCUACCCCUGCUGCACCAUUCCCCCAGCUGGGCUGGAAGGUUCCAUAACUGGUCAGCUGCCCCCAUUCUGGCAGCAUUCCCAGACCCGGGGUACUCUAAUAGGGGCAGCUCAGGAACUGAGACUACCGUUCAACACCAGUGAUGGUGGUUUUCAGGAGCAUGAGGUAGCCUUCAAUCCUUGGACUCCAUGGCCUUCCCUUUGUGCUGACUGGACCUUCCUUCCAGGGCUUUUCCUUUGGGGGAGGUGGAGAGGGGAGAAGAAGGAAGGGAAGGGCAGAAGGAAGGAGGGACAGGAGGAAGAAAAGAAAGCAAAGGAAGGGAAGGAAGGAAAGAAGGAUGGGAGGAAGUGCAGCAGGAAUAGCACCCUCUCCCCGGGAGGCCCCAGCUUCCGUGAGGGGCCAUCACCAGCCAUUCCUUGGAGGGAGCUUUCUCACCUAUUGCUUGAGCAGGCUUCCCAGGAGGAAGAAAGGGAAGACAAGAGCCUGAUGCCCAACUUUGUGUGUGUGGGGACGGGGGAGUCAGGGCCCCCCAAGUCCCACAAUAACCCCAAUGUUUGCCUAUCCGCCCCCUCAAGCCUUCCUUUACCUCUGCUGCUGCUAAUGCCGCUGCUGCUUAAAGGCUCAUGCUUGGAGUGGGGACUGGUCGAUGCCCAGAAAGUCUCUUCUGCCACUGACGCCCCCAUCAGGGAUUGGGCCUUCUUUCCCCCCUUCCUUUCUGUGUCUCCUGCCUCAUCGGCCUGCCAUGACCUGCAGCCAAGCCCAGCCCCGUGGGGAAGGGGAGAAAGUGGGGAACGGCUGAGAAAGCUGGGAGAUAGGGAACAGAGGAGGGUAGUGGGUGGGCUGGGGGGGCUGCCUUAUUUAAAGUGGUUGUUUAUGAUUCUUAUACUAAUUUAUGCAAAGAUAUUAAGGCCCUGUUCAUUAAAAAAUUGUUCCCUUCCCCUGUGUUCAAUGUGUUUGUAAAGAUUGUUCUAUGUAAAUAUGUCUUUAAAAUAAACAGUUAAAAGCUGACAGUUCGCCCUUACUCUUGGAGGUCAUGUUCAGGAGGGGCGUUCCUUUCCCCUGGGGGCCAUGAUUGUCCCCAUGCCCACAUAUUGCACGUGCAGGGAGGUAAGUGCCUGCAUCCCAAAUCGGUUCUAGGUCAACUGGCCUCAAACCAAUUUGCCACGAGCUUACAAAAUGAAUCCCUAUGCUUAAUGACCAGGUCACAUAAAAUCCAGCCCUUAUAGGUUUUCUGGCAUCUGUUUGGGUAUCCUCAUUUUUUUGGCAGUGUCAAAGAAUUUUUCAAAAGCAAUUUAUUUAAGAACAUGCUGAUUAAAUGCAGGAUCGCUACUAAAAAUUGUUUUGUAUCCUUGGUGGGUGUCUUCUGCUAUUUUAUCUACUUUUGAACACUUUCAGGACUUUUUAGCCAGUUUGCCUUUCUUGAAAAAUGUUAUGUUUUCAGUAAUAAAUACAUUUGAUAAUGACUGUUUGUAUCAUUUUAUGUUUCACAAAGUAGAGUUGCUUGAUAAAUGAGAUAGCCUGAAAAAUAAAAUGCAAAGAGUUGAAUAUAA
This is a messenger RNA of Chlorocebus sabaeus (green monkey), 3282 nucleotides long. NCBI's taxonomy places the organism in Eukaryota, Metazoa, Chordata, Mammalia, Primates, Cercopithecidae. The record is from RefSeq and is a predicted model, not a curated record.